UAAAAAUCACCCGACAUGCUUUUCUGCAGGGCCGAAAAGAAGAAUCGUCAUGAUGCAGUUCGCUGGUGGCUAACGUGACAAACCUUCUUAAUUUCAGUUCAAUAAAGUUUGAGACGCUCAUGUUUCUUCAGAGAAAGGCGUAAAGAAGAAUCUAGCCAGCUAAUGAGCGCUAGAUAGCUAACUCAGCAGCGGAGAUUGUCGGUAUAGCGGGGUCACCAUGGCGACAGAUGUUGGCUCGCCGCAGCGGUUCUUCCACAUGCCGCGUUUCCAGCACCAGGCGCCGCGGCAGGUCUUCUACAAGAGGCCGGACUUCGCCCAGCAGCAGGCGAUGCAGCAGCUCACCUUCGAUGGGAAGCGCAUGAGGAAGGCUGUGAACCGCAAAACCAUCGACUACAACCCAUCUGUUAUCCGACACCUGGAGAACCGCUUGUGGCAGCGAGACCAUCGAGACUUCCGAGCCAUCCAGCCCGACGCGGGAUGUUAUAAUGACCUGGUUCCCCCUGUGGGCAUGUUGAACAACCCAAUGAACGCAGUCACCACAAAGUUUGUCCGAACCUCCACCAACAAAGUCAAGUGUCCCGUGUUUGUGAUCAGGUGGACUCCUGAAGGUCGACGUCUGGUCACUGGAGCCUCGAGUGGAGAGUUCACUCUGUGGAACGGACUCACCUUCAACUUUGAGACCAUUUUACAGGCCCACGACAGUCCGGUUCGGGCCAUGACCUGGUCUCAUAACGACAUGUGGAUGCUGACGGCAGACCACGGCGGCUACGUCAAGUACUGGCAGUCCAACAUGAACAACGUCAAGAUGUUCCAGGCUCACAAGGAGGCCAUUAGAGAAGCCAGUUUUUCUCCAACAGAUAAUAAAUUUGCCACCUGCUCGGACGACGGCACAGUUCGUAUCUGGGACUUCCUGCGCUGCCACGAGGAGCGAAUCCUGCGAGGUCACGGUGCUGAUGUAAAGUGUGUCGACUGGCAUCCCACUAAAGGUCUGGUGGUGUCCGGAAGUAAAGACAGCCAACAGCCAAUCAAAUUCUGGGAUCCAAAGACAGGACAGAGUCUGGCGACAUUACACGCCCAUAAGAACACAGUGAUGGAGGUGAAGUGGAACCUGAACGGUAACUGGCUGCUGACGGCGUCACGUGACCACCUGUGUAAACUGUUUGACAUCAGAAAUCUGAAAGAGGAGCUGCAGGUGUUCAGAGGACACAAGAAGGAGGCGACAGCUGUGGCCUGGCAUCCUGUCCAUGAGGGUCUGUUUGCCAGCGGGGGCUCUGAUGGUUCUCUGCUCUUCUGGCACACCGGGGUGGAGAAGGAGGUUGGAGGGAUGGAGAUGGCUCAUGAGGGGAUGAUCUGGAGUCUGGCCUGGCACCCGCUGGGUCACAUCCUCUGCUCCGGUUCCAAUGACCACACCAGUAAAUUCUGGACGAGGAAUCGGCCAGGUGAUAAGAUGAGAGACCGUUACAACCUGAACCUGCUGCCUGGGAUGUCAGAGGACGGCGUGGAGUACGAUGAUGUGGACCUGAACAGCGUGGCCUCCAUCCCCGGUAUGGGGAUCCCUGAGCAGCUGAAGGCAGCCAUGGAGCAGGAGCAGAGCAGUAAAGAGACGGCCCCUGAGGUAGAGAUGUCCAUUCCUGGUCUAGACUGGGGCAUGGACGAGGUCAUGGGUAAAGACACCAAGAAGGUCCCGCAGAAGAAAGUCCCAUACGCCAAACCGAUCCCAGCGCAGUUCCAACAGGCUUGGGCAGAGAAUAAAGUACCCAUGAUGCCACCUGGCGGAGACCUGUCCAAAGACAGGAAGGUGGAGCAGAAAGUGGACAUGAAGAAGAAAACUCAGGCAGAGAUCGAGCAGGAGAUGGCAGCUUUGCAGUACACCAACCCCAUGCUGCUGGAGCAAAUGAAGAUGGACCGGAUGAACCAGAUGAACACAGAAGGGAGCAUGGGCCCCCCACAAGGACAGGGACCUAUGCCCCCCUUCCCUGGCCCUGGAGGUCCCGGAGGUCCAAUUCCUCCUGGCCAACAGGGCUUUCCCCCAAACAUGCCUCCUCAGACGAUGCCCAACAACAUGGGUCCUCCCAUGGGCCCUGGAGGCAUGCAGCCUCCUUUCAUGCCCCCUGGACAAAUGGGGCCACCCUCUGGACCACAGGCUCACCAGGGCCCCCCUCAGAGCAUGAUGGGACCACCAGACAUGCCAGGACCGCAAGGUAUGCAGAGACACCCUGGCCCUCCCAGAAACAUAGGUCCCCAAGGGCCUCAUGGUAUGGGGCCCAGAGGGAUGCAGGGACCCCCUGCGGGGAUGAUGGGCCCACCUCCUCGAGGAAUGGGACCAAGGGAUCCUCAGGGGCCUCCACCUCAGGGGAACAUGAUGCCACCUCAGGGUCCCAUGCAGGGUGGAAUGAUGGGCCCUCCACCCAGGACACACGGCAACAUGCCAAGCAACUAUGGGAUGGGCAACAUGCAGGGGCCUCAGGGUGGGAUGCACGGGCCUCCAGGAAAUAUGCAGGGACCCCCAGGUAACAUGCAAAGCCCACAUGGAAACAUGCAGGGGGCCCAAGGAAACAUGCAGGGACCCCAUGGAAAUAUGCAGGGGCCUCCAUAUAUGGAGCAUCAGGGUCAGAACUCGGGGCCUAUGAUGCAUGGGAUGGGGCAGCAGGGACCCAGCAACAAAGGUGACCCUCGGGGGCUUCCACCCAACCACCACAUGGGCCAUCCUGACCGACAGGGUCCUGGAGGACCAGACCAGGGUUCAGGUCCUUAUUGGGGGGACAAUCAACAGGGUCGGCGUGGGCCGCAGGACUUUGAUGGAGCCCAGGACUUCCACAGCAGAGGAGAGGAGGGCUGGAGACCUGGACCAGGAUACCAAGGAGGAGGAGGGGGGGGCCACAGGGGUGGAGGACACCGAGGGGGGGGGAAUGGGGGCAGCUGGGGCCCCGAUGAGAGGUUCAGCGGAGGAGAGUUUAGAGGACGGAGAGACGACCGGUUCAGAGGAGGAGGCCCCGGCCGGCCCGGAGCUCGAGGCUACCCUGAUGAGUACGGUGGCCAGGAGGAAGGCUUUGAUGGCCCGGAGGAGGUGGGUCGAGGCUGGGACAAUGGAGGAAGGGGGAGGCCACCUCGAGGAGGAGUUCCACCCAGAGCAGGAGGUCAUGAUGGUUAUCGGGACGGUCAGCCGAUGCAUGAUGGGUCAUCUCCAGCCGGCCGUGAGCGCCCGUCCUCCAUGCAGGGGAUGGACAUGGCAUCUCUGCCUCCCCGCAAGCGUCCAUGGCAGGAUGGUCCAGGAACUGGAGACCCCCGAGAGAGAGACUCACCGGGAGCUGAUGGAGGUCGUCCCCCUCAGAGGGAAGACGGGGGUUACGGUCCAUCCGGUCGAGGUGGACGAAGUGGCUGGGGACCUGGAGGAGGACCGGGACCUGUUCCCAGGAGGGGAGGACCAGCACCCAGAGGACCACCGAGGGGGGGCGGACGGGGCCGGUAGUCUUUAAGAAAAAGUUCCUAUAAUCCUCUUCUCCUGGUGGUCCCUCCACAGGCCCAAGAAACAAACUGUUGGUCAUGUGACACAUUCAGACCUCUGCUGCUGUGAAGGACGGUGGUUUGUGAUUGGUCCGUACUGACUGAGCGGACAGGUGGAUGGACAGUCUGUGUCCACCUCACUGAAGCACAGGCUUCUUUUAAUGUACAAUACUGUCUGUUCAUUUUAUUUCACAGUCAACACUUUGUCCUGUUGCUUUUUGUAAAAGAUUUCUAUGUUUUUGUGUUUUCACCGACUCCACUGAGGUGGACAAUAAAGAUUCACACUUCAGCUCCA
Molecule: messenger RNA, 3799 nt
Organism: Scatophagus argus
Lineage: Eukaryota; Metazoa; Chordata; Actinopteri; Scatophagidae
Gene: wdr33
Product: WD repeat domain 33
Exons: 21
Coding region: 218-3469 (1083 amino acids)
Cellular component (GO): mRNA cleavage and polyadenylation specificity factor complex
Molecular function (GO): protein binding
Source: RefSeq, a predicted model, not a curated record